Messenger RNA from Anthostomella pinea, 4032 nucleotides. NCBI's taxonomy places the organism in Eukaryota, Fungi, Ascomycota, Sordariomycetes, Xylariales, Xylariaceae. The record is from the annotation of a GenBank genome assembly.
AUGUCCGCUGUCGACGCAAAGCGGAGGGCGGGGGCUGCGGCUGGCGCAGGUACAGGAGCAACUUCACCAGAAGCACCUCGUCCUCUAAACCGCCAGACAUUCAGCAAUGCGCCAGAGGUCGUCGUGAACGAUGGCUUCGACGGCCGUCUCAUGCCAGAGUCUCCAGGACUCGGGGCCGCAGAUGAAGUUCCCCCGGCUUACAGCGAAUUCCAUGACCAGCUGAAUCUACACCAGGCCGGCUUCAAUGCUGGCGCGGCCGUCACAGAUGACGGUCGGGUGGACAUCAACAUCAACCAGACGAGCAGACAACUAGCCGACAUCAUAGCACCUACCCUGCGCAACCAGCUACGAGAAGACGCGAGGAUCGCCACCGAAGAACCCCUCCCGCCAGCCUACAUCCCUCCGAGUUUGGGUGGCCAGCCCGGCCAGAGCCCUCCACCCAAAUUGAACGUCGUAAUACAGAUUGUGGGAUCUCGAGGUGAUGUUCAGCCCUUUGUCGCUUUGGGCCAGAUCUUGCGAGACACCUACGGUCAUCGCGUUCGGAUUGCUACGCACGCCACCUUCCAACAGUUCGUCGAGGAAAAUGGUCUGGAAUUCUUCAGCAUCGGCGGUGACCCUGCAGAGCUUAUGGCCUUCAUGGUAAAGAAUCCUGGUCUGAUGCCAGGUAUUGAUGCAUUGAAGAGUGGAGAGAUCACCAAGCGCAGGAAGGGCAUUGAGGAGAUUGUCCUUGGUUGCUGGAGAUCUUGCAUAGAGACUGGUAAUGGCCUUGGCCCGGCACCGCGUUUCAACCGCAAGGAUAGAGAUGGUGACCCUUCGGAUCCGCCGCCAUCGGUGGUUGACACCAACUACAAGCCGUUUGUUGCAGAUGCCAUCAUUGCGAACCCGCCCAGUUUCGCCCACAUCCAUGUGGCCGAGAAGCUCGGUGUGCCGCUUCAUUUGAUGUUCACCAUGCCCUGGUCCCCGACGAGAUCGUUCCCUCAACCGCUCGCGAAUAUUCAGUCUACGAAUACUGACCCCGUAACGACGAACUACAUAUCAUAUACACUUGUCGAGAUGAUGACAUGGCAAGGCCUUGGAGAUGUCAUCAAUCGCUUCCGAACAAAGGUUCUUGAUCUGGAACCGCUCUCUUUACUCUGGGCUCCUGGCGUGCUCACCCGACUGCGAAUUCCUUAUACAUAUUGCUGGUCACCUGCCCUUAUUCCCAAGCCUACUGAUUGGGGACAGCACAUCGACAUUGCAGGGUUUUACUUCCUCAACCUUGCGUCAUCCUUCACCCCGGAACCAGACCUAGCUGCUUUUCUCGAGGGCGGACCACCUCCCGUCUACAUAGGCUUUGGCUCGAUCGUUGUCGAUGACCCCAAUAACCUUACACGAAUGAUCUUCGAUGCUGUGGCCGAGACUGGUGUUCGUGCUCUCGUUUCGAAAGGUUGGGGUGGUUUGGGAGCAGAUUCGGUGGGCAUACCCGAUGGUGUCUUCAUGCUGGGAAACGUUCCCCACGAUUGGCUGUUCAAACAUGUCUCUGCCGUGUGCCAUCACGGCGGUGCUGGGACUACUGCGGCUGGAAUCCAAGCGGGCAAACCCACGAUUGUUGUUCCGUUUUUUGGAGACCAGCCGUUCUGGGGCGCCAUGGUUGCGAGAGCCGGCGCAGGUCCUGAUCCUAUUCCAUACAAGAAGCUUACGUCGGCUGGACUUGCGGAGGCUAUCCGGGUAGCAAUCAAACCCGAAACCCUGGAAAGAGCCAAAGAGCUCGGAGAGAAGAUUCGCGAGGAAAAGGGAAGCGACCUCGGAGGGCAGAGUUUCCACAGGCACCUGGAUGUUGACAACAUGCGCUGCUCGGUUGCUCCCAGUCGGGUGGCUGUUUGGCGUGUGAGGCGUACGAGGGCACAUCUGAGUGCGCUGGCAGCCGCGACGCUGGUAGAGAGCGGCUAUCUCCAAUACACAGACCUGAAGCUCUUCCGCGCCAAGGAGUACAGCACUGAGGAUCAUCCGACCGACCCCAUAUCCGCCACCACUUCUGCACUAUUGGGAGAUAUUGGCAGUAUAGCGAUGUCUGUGGGUGACUUCCCUCGAGACAUCUUCAAGGCUGCGAAGGGUGCAAAGUCCAAAUCCACCGACAACCUUGCUUCCGAAAGCUCACUAGCAGAGAUUCCGGAUGAAUCUGCAAGUGCCACAGGUGCUGGUGGACCAGCAGACUCAACUCGGGCACAGGCGAACCCAGACGCGGUCAGCAUCCUCUCGAACCCCCUGAGCAUGAGUAUCUCCAACACCAGUGCCCAAAACUUAACACCUUCGGCAUCGGCACACUCCAAAGUCCAAUCUGAUUCGCCACCAACUCCCGCCCCGAACUGCUCGACCAAAAGGGCGGGUGCCGCUUCACCUGGAAAUAUGAACGAGAACCUCGAGAGAGCCCUCGGGGCCGGCAAGAGCAUCAACAACAUUGUAGGCACCGGUAUGAAGUCGCCAAUGAACUUUUGCCUGGGACUUGCACGGGGUUUCAGAAAUGCACCAGCACUGUACAAUGACGAUACAGUGCGGCCAACCGAGAAGGUCACAGAUUUUGCUAGCGGACUCAAAGUCGCGGGCAAAGAAUUUGGGUAUGGCCUGUUCGAUGGGAUCACCGGACUCGUCACUCAGCCUCUCAAAGGUGCGGAGAAGGAAGGUGGCGCAGGGCUGCUCAAAGGGUUCGGUAAGGGUAUUGGAGGACUUAUCCUUAAGCCAUCAGCAGCAAUUUGGUCACUCCCUGCCUACACCAUGGCUGGCGUUCAUGCUGAGAUACGAACCCUCUUUGCCCAGAGCGCCCAGAAGUAUAUUGUCGCAUCGCGAAUCUCCCAGGGCCAGUCUGACCUUGACCAAUCUUCCUUCGAGGAACGGGAGGAUCUCGAGGUUCGUUGGCUAACCCAGAAGGAAAAGAUGAAGGGGUUCUAUUCUCUGAAACAGAAAGAGAAGGGCAAGUCCCGAGAUGCGACGCCUGGCGCGCCUCAUUAUGCGACAGCUUCCACGGAAUCACUCAAUGAUCAACCACGAUCCUCCAGUUGGCUUCAGACAAGACAUAUGUCUUUUGACGAGCGGAAGAAAUUGCAAGAGCAGAGGAAAGAAUGGAAGAGGAAACGAGCUCAGUCUACGCCAUUCGUUAACGAAGAUGUUGUGACAGCUUCUGGUGCCGACAGAGCCCGUGAACUUGAAGAUGAUUACGAACAGGCCAUCCAGGCCGCGGUUCAGGAGACCUCCAGAGGUGACGCAGUAGAGGACGCACGUAUCGAGCAAGCCAUCCGAUCGAGUGUGGGCGCACGCAGAAGAAGAACUACGACAAUAAGCUCGUUCGCAUCAACAUCGUCCAAUGUCUCCACGACAGAGGGGCAGAACCCAAGUUCUGGGUAUCUGCCUGAUGCGAAGCGACCAGUCUCUGAUGUCAGACCAGAACCGCCGUUCUCACCCGAUGAUCUCGAGAAUAUCACAGAUGAGGAAUAUCAGGCCUUGAUCGAACAAGCUGUCAGGCUGAGUAUGACACAGAAUGAGCAGGAGGCCAUUCGGAUGCAUGAUCUCGAGGAAGAAGGCGGAGGGGACGAUGAACAGUCCCAGCAGGUACUGGAGCAGUCUCAGACGGAUCACACAGCCACCGCUGAAGAUGACAAACAAUACAAGGCAGCCCUCGAAGCUUCGAAGGCAGUGCAUGAAGCUCGGAAGAGCACUGGGCAUGAUAGUGCGCAUGACGGAGAGGAAGAGCUUCGCAGAGCUCUAGAAGCAUCACAGGCUGAGCAGCAGACACGAUCACCCGAUGACGAAGAGGAGUUGAAACGUGCUAUGGAAGAGUCUGAAAGGGCACAUAGAGAGGAGAUGGAGCGUGUCAACUCGUUGAAAUCGAAAGAGGACGCCGUACUAGAGUAUGUCAAGAAGCAGAGUCUUGUCGAGGCUGAAUUCCGCAAGGCGAAGGGAAAGCAGCCGAUACCUGCUGACGACGAUGACGAGGAGUUGCGGCGGGCAAUAGAGGAGAGUAUGCAAUCAGGCGGCGGCGGGCCGUCUCGGUCUUCCUAG